Aplosporella prunicola CBS 121167 is the source of this 465-nucleotide messenger RNA. RefSeq lists its product as uncharacterized. The record is from RefSeq and is a predicted model, not a curated record. The transcript has a single exon. Bases 1 to 465 code for a protein of 154 amino acids. NCBI's taxonomy places the organism in Eukaryota, Fungi, Ascomycota, Dothideomycetes, Botryosphaeriales, Aplosporellaceae.
AUGUCCGUCACACGCUCCGUCCCGAACCUCACCCUCGCCGCCGCGCAGCACGCCGCAAGCGCCUGCGAAGCCAAAGCCCGCGACAUCGGCGUCCCCAUGAACAUAGCUAUCACGGAUGCCGGCACCCACCUCCUCCACUUCUCGCGCAUGGACGGCGCAAAGUUGACUUCGAUCAAUGUCGCCAUCGACAAGGCCUUCACGGCUUCCGGGCACCGCGUCCCCACUUCCAUGUACAAGGAGGCUGUUUGGCCCGGUGGCCCGGCUUAUGGUAUAAACCACUCCAACGGUGGCCGCUUCAUGACUGUGGGCGGAGGCGUGCCCAUCAAGGACGCCAAGGGAGAGGUGCUGGGCGCUAUUGGUUGCAGUACGGGUACUCCGGCGCAGGAUGAGGAGGUCUCGAAAGCGGGAGUGGAGGCUGUCGAAAAGCUGUUGAAGUCGGGCGGCACGCUGAAAGCCAAACUCUAA